UGUAUCAUCCGCAGCAACUUCGUUCCUCGGCCAUGAGGGUCUGCUUGGGUCGAGAUUUGGGGUUCCUGGUAUCCUCAUCAGGUAUCAACGCUUCGUACGACUAUGUUGUGAUAGGAGGUACGUAUCACUCACACAAAAUCUCCACGGGAAAAGCUAAGACAGUGCANGGUGGGACAGCAGGGUUGACAGUAGCGACUCGACUUGCCCAGAACGGAAGUUUCUCUGUUGCGGUCAUUGAAGCAGGGAGCUUUUACGAACUCGACAACGGGAACUUCAGUCAGAUACCAUAUGUGAGCCGAUGCAAAACACAAAAGAACCAUAGUGAUCGUCUGCUGAUUCUGAUCCAANNGUAUGACUUCGAGUCAGCCAGUGGAUCUCCAGACCUGUCGACGGUCAACGGUCUUGUCGAUUGGAAGUUUCUUACUACACCACAGACUGGGCUGUUGAAUCGCACCAUCCACUAUGUACGUGGGAAGUGUCUCGGAGGCUCCAGUGCGCGUAACUACAUGGUUUACAACAGAGGAACUAUUGGCACAUUUGCAAAAUGGACAAGCCUAGUUGGAGACAGCACCUGGGAUUGGGAUGGCGUUUACCCUUACUAUCGCAAAUCAUCACACUUUACACGCGCCAACUCAAACCUGCGAGGUGCGAAUGCAUCGGUUGGUCUAGUCAACGAUGCUGCAUCGUUCGCGAGCAACGGCGGUCCUCUUCAAGUCAGCUACCCAAACUUUGCCCAACCUUGGUCAUCGUUCUUUCCAAAAGGCUUCGAAGAAGUUGGUAUUCCUUUCCUGGAACAGGGUAUCAGUUCUGGCCAUCUGGACGGUUAUGCGAGUGUUACAUUGACCAUAGAUCCCACUCAGCAAACACGCAGCUCUUCCGAAACGUCGUUCCUUNNCCGGGCGGCCCUCGUAAGUACUAAUAUAGUGGUGUACACACACGCUAUGGCCAAGCGUAUUCUGUUUGAUGCGGACCAGAGAGCGACAAGUGUCUUGGUCGAUGUUGCAGGCAUGCAUUUCCAAAUCAACGCGACCCGCGAGAUCAUCUUGUCCGCUGGAGUUUUUCAGUCGCCUCAGCUACUCAUGGUGUCUGGAGUUGGACCAAAAGCGACCUUGGAUCAACAUGGUAUCCAUAUUGUUGCAGAUCGCCCGGGCGUGGGUCAGAACAUGUGGCGAGUAACGUCGCUUUCCUAUGAGGUCAACGUCGAAACACCCUCUGUCCUAACGAACGAUCCCAAUCGCAUCUAUGAAGAGAAUGAAGCUUUCAUCACACGCCGAUCUGGCAUGUUGACCAUGGUGAAUAUCAGCUCCACAGCACAGAAUGCCUUCCAAAACAAUUUCCCUUCCGACUGGCCCGAGGUCGAACUG
Aureobasidium musti is the source of this 1364-nucleotide messenger RNA. Lineage: Eukaryota; Fungi; Ascomycota; Dothideomycetes; Dothideales; Saccotheciaceae. The record is from the annotation of a GenBank genome assembly.